Messenger RNA from Ectocarpus siliculosus, 694 nucleotides. The record is from the annotation of a GenBank genome assembly. NCBI's taxonomy places the organism in Eukaryota, Phaeophyceae, Ectocarpales, Ectocarpaceae.
AACAAAUUUGUACAACAUCUGUUUCUCAUUUCUCUUUGAGCCAAUACCAUUUGGUUGUAGACUCACGUCUACAGUGCACCUCAGCACACCUAAGGUGUGGCACACGCUUCUGUUACCUUGCUUGCUCGCUGCUGCUACCGCCGUAACACAGGUCACUUGAACAGAUAGACUUCUGACUUGCGUAAUCAGCCUAUUAUCUUGUUUUUAGUGAGGACCUCUUUUCAGCAGAUCUGACGUUCACUGAAAAGAACCCACCAAGCAAUCUAACACCAGUAAAAAAAACACCAGGGAACCGUUCUUGACUACACAGUCUUAGCAGACCCUAAGCCUCUGAUUUUCAACGCGGACAGGGAAAAACUCAUACAACAAGGGUACCGUUUCCGUUAAAAAAUGGCUGAUCCUCGUACCGAGGAGGACAAAGCGCCAUGGGACUCUCUCGCCAACAAUGCUCCACGAAAAUUUUUGCUCGGAGAGACGAAACAGCCCCUCACCUAUUAUAAUGCCACAAUUAAGGCCAUUCCAUCUAUGUCAGGGGACUAGAAUAACUAUUAAUACCGGGUAACACAAAUUACGCGCUACAACGGUUAGGAGGGGGGGGGUAAGUGCGGUAACGCUUCCACACACGAAACGUACAAACUACCUGGGGCCACCCCAGUUUUUUCUUUUGCCUCUUAUCCUUGCAAAAAUCUAAAUA